AUUGUCGUUUCAGCGGUAUCAACGACGGUGUCCCUUGUGCUGGCUUCCCUAUCAGCCGUGUUGAUUUUUUCGGGUAUGCAAAUGUAUCGGCCCUUGUUGGCCUCCUCCCAAAUCGCUACCAUCUUCGGUGGGUACCUCGGAUCGUGGCUUUUUAUUCUUUCCCUAACCGCGGUGUCAAACCUGGAAGCGGUCGUGCUAGGCUACGGAUUUCAGGCUAAGUUUUUUCCGGAAGUGUCGUUCUGCCUGAUUGUUGCACUGUUUGCGUGCGGUUUGGUGCAUCGCGUUUGUGUCACUUCGUGCGUACUCUUUUCGAUUGCGGCCCUGUAUUAUGUUAACAAAAUAUCGCACAAAGUACACAACGUUGCGGUACAGGUGGAUAGCUAUGCUGGGAAGAAAAAGAAAAAAUGAACAGGCUCCAUUGCGCGGGCUCUCUAUGUAGAUUCACAGGGCUAAAAUGCAAUUUUGAUCUUGCAUCACUUAGGUUUAAGGUCCAUCGCGUAUCGUAUGCUGUUUGAACAACCAACAAUCACAGCGAGGUAAUACUAA
Anopheles moucheti is the source of this 546-nucleotide messenger RNA. Its product is annotated as protein KRTCAP2 homolog. The record is from RefSeq and is a predicted model, not a curated record. Lineage: Eukaryota; Metazoa; Arthropoda; Insecta; Diptera; Culicidae. The transcript has 3 exons. The coding region runs from base 76 to 408 and encodes 110 amino acids.